GAGCCGCCAUGCCCCUCUAUCGAAUGCUAUGUAUCACUGCGCACUAUCCUGAGUUUCAACACAUCAGGGACCUCGUCCGGUCGAGUGCAGUGCAGGUCAUGAGCCAAGGAGGUGUCGUCCGUAACAUUGCCUCCUGGGGGACUCAGGUACUACCACAACGAAUGCGGAGGCAUAAGCAGAUAUACAACAUUGGAGAUUAUUGGACCAUGACAUUUGACGCAUCACCUCGAUCGUUGCACCAACUAAACGCUUCAUUGCGGCGAGACCCACGCGUAAUUCGGUGGACGAUGCUGAAGCAAGGAGAGAAGGUUGAAGACGUCGUCGAUACUAGGGAAAAGACCGUCAGAGACCGAUGAUGCAGUCAUUUUCUCGCGCUUUCUAUGGAAGCGACUCGGCCUUUUACAUAUAUGUAUCUCUACUUAUCAUCU
Messenger RNA from Somion occarium, 428 nucleotides. The record is from the annotation of a GenBank genome assembly. Lineage: Eukaryota; Fungi; Basidiomycota; Agaricomycetes; Polyporales; Cerrenaceae.